Chinchilla lanigera (long-tailed chinchilla) is the source of this 1979-nucleotide messenger RNA. It is a transcript of the gene C5ar2, whose product is annotated as complement component 5a receptor 2. NCBI's taxonomy places the organism in Eukaryota, Metazoa, Chordata, Mammalia, Rodentia, Chinchillidae. The coding region runs from base 395 to 1414 and encodes 339 amino acids. The record is from RefSeq and is a predicted model, not a curated record. Gene Ontology annotation, biological process: complement receptor mediated signaling pathway; positive regulation of cytosolic calcium ion concentration; inflammatory response. The transcript has 3 exons. Gene Ontology annotation, cellular component: plasma membrane. Gene Ontology annotation, molecular function: G protein-coupled receptor activity; complement component C5a receptor activity.
CUACAGGUACAGAAUUGAGGCCUGGCAUGGAGAUCACACUGUGAGUGCUGGGUGGCUUCCAGGGUGUGCACGGGGCUGGGGCCACACAGGUAGGGCAGAGAGAGUCUCCUGCAGAGACCUGAACUGGGCCAAGACCUCCAGCCUUGAAGGCCAAACCACACAUACACGCUGGCUUCCAGGAAGGCGACAACAUGGAGACAGAGACAGGGGCAGAGGAGGACACGGAAGGUCUGCAAGCUGUGGGGAACGCUGUUCAUUUCCUGGAAUCCGCCAGCUCAGGCUGGGCCAAGAGGCACCAGUUCCUGGGAUCCUGCCCGUGGGCCUUGAUGGUGCUCCUAACGGACGUCUGGCCAAACUGAGGAGCCUCUUGGAAGCCAAGGCAUCUGGGGCCCAGAUGGAAAACAACUCUCUCAGCUACGAGUUCGAGUACAGGGAUUAUGUGGACCUUCCAGAUGUGCCCGUGGACUGCCCAGGCGCCGCCUGCCUGGCCAAUGACGCCUUCCAUGUGGCCCCGCUGCUGAUCUACGCUGCCAUCUUCCUGGUGGGGGUGCCGGGCAACAUCAUGGUGGCCUGGGUGUCAGGGAAGUGGACCGGCCGCAGGGUCAGGGCCACCUGGUUCCUGCACCUGGCAGUGGCUGACUUACUGUGCUGUCUGUCGGGGCUGCUCCUGGCGGUGCCCCUGGCACGCCGGGGCCACUGGCCAUUCGGGGCACUGGGCUGUCGCCUGCUGCCCGCAGCCGUGCUGCUGUCCAUGUUCGCCCGCGUGCUGCUGCUGGCGGCCCUCAGUGCAGACCUCUGUCUGCUGGUGCGCGGCUGUGCCGGCUGGGCCGGGGCCCCGAGGGCUCGCAGGGCGUGGGUGGCCCGGGGAGUGGCCUGGGCAGCGGCCCUGCUGCUCACGGUGCCCUCAGCCCUGUACCGCCGCCUGCACCAGGAGCACUUCCCGGCCCGGCUGGAGUGCGUCGUGGACUAUGGCGGCUCCGCCACCGUGGAGGGUGUGGUGACGGCCAUGCGGUUCAUCUGUGGCUUCCUGGGGCCACUGGUGCUCGUGGCCGGCUGCCACGGCGUCCUGCUGUGCCGAGCGGCCCCGCGUCACUGGCCGCUGGGCACGACCGUCGUGGUGGCCUUCUUUGUGUGCUGGGCUCCCUACCACCUGCUGGGGCUGGUGCUGGCUGCAGCCGCCCCCCACUCGGCGCUCCUGGCCCGGGCCCUGCGUGCUGAGCCCUGGGUCGUGGGCCUGGCCCUUGCUCACAGCUGCCUCAACCCCUUCCUCUUCCUGUAUUUUGGACGGGCUCGACUCCGCCAGUCGCUGCCAGCUGCAUGUCACUGGGCCCUGCGAGAGUCCCAGGACCAGGAGGACAGCGUGGUCAGAAAGAUGUCCACCAGUCAGGAACUGGUGUUGGAGAUGGAGGUGUAGAAAAGGAGGACACCGGCUGGUCAUCUCCUAGCACAUCUCACACAGUUGGCACCAGGUAGAGCUGGAUCCAGGGGCUCAUCAAUGUCUUCAUUUCAUUCAUUUGUUCAUUUAGUCAAUCAACAAACAUUCUUUAUGUGCUUGCUGUGUGCAAGGCCCUGAUAGAGGUGCUGUGGUACAGCAGUGAGCAAAACACACACAGGUGCUGACAUUCUGCUGGAGAAAAAUGGACAAGUAAUGUGGAUAGAAUGUGGACUAAGCCCAGAGUGAUCAGUGCUGCAAUAUCUGAAGCAGACAAAGAGGCAUGGGUGUGGCAGAAUAAGUCAGCCCCACAAUGAUCCUCAAAUGAAGUAAAAAUGGAGCUGAAACCUGAAGAAGAGAGAGAGGAGUCACAUUUACAUCUGGGGCAAAGUUGUUCCAAGCAGCAGAAAUAGCAUGUGCAAAGGCCCUGGGACAGGCUGGGUGUAGCCCUGGUGUACAGCUCUUGCCUAGCAUGUCUUCUGAAACACUGGAGACAAACUUAUACUCAAACAUUCUGUGUUGUUUAUCUGAAUCUUAAAUUUACUGA